GACCCUGACCCGGGCUCUGCGCUGGCGGAUGUGGACAUGGUGCCCCUGCUGCUGCUGCUGGCCCUGCUGUGGGGGGGGUCCCUGCAGGAGGAGCGAGGGUUCGAGCUGCGCGUGCAGGAAUCAGUGACGGUGCAGGCGUGCGGGGGCGUCCACGUGCCCUGCUCCUUCUCCUACCCCUGGAGUUCAUGGUAUUCCCCUCCCCAACCCUACAUCUAUUGGUUCCGGGAAGGGGACAACGUAAACACUGAACCUGUGGCCACAAACAACCCAAACAGACGAGUGAAGCCAGAGACCCAGGGUCGAUUCCGCCUCCUCGGGGAUCCCAGAAACAACGACUGCUCCCUGAGCAUCAGAGACGCCAGGAUGAGUGACAAAGGGGUCUACUUCUUCCGAGUGGAGAGGGGACCUGAUGUGAAACACAGUUACAGAGAUAAGAGGCUGAAUUUGCAGGUGACAGCAGGGAAACCCAACAUCCACUUUCUGGAGCCUCUGGAGUCCGGCCGCCCCACAAACCUGACCUGCAGCCUGUCACUAGUCUGUGAAGUGAGACAGUUUCUCCUGUUCUCCUGGGCGGGGGAUGCCCUGAAUGGGAUGAACACAGAGGCCCUCCACUCCUCGGUGCUCACCCUCACCCCAAGGCCCCAGGACCAUGGCACCAACCUCACCUGUCGUGUGGAACUCCCAGGAGCUCAGGUGACCACGGAGAGAACCAUCCGACUCAAUGUCUCCUAUGCUCCAUGGAACCUCACCAUCAGCAUCUCCUUCAGAAAUGUCACAGCCCUCAAGAUUCUGCAAAACACCCCGUCCCUUCUCAUCUCCGAGGGCCAGGCUCUGCAGCUGCUCUGUGUUGCUGACAGCAACCCCCCUGCACAGCUGAGUUGGUUCCAAGGGUCCCCAGCCCUGAACCCCAUCCCCAUCUCCAGCACCAAGUCCUUGGAGAUACCAGGCUUAGGAGCUGCAGAAAGAGAAUUCACCUGCCAAGCUCAGAACCCUGUGGGCUCCCAGCACGUUUCCAUCCACCUCUCUGUGCAGAAAAGCCCCCCUUCCUGCAGCUGUGUGACUGAGGAGCAGCAGGGCUCCUGGCCCCUGGUCCUCACCCUGAUCAGAGGGGCCCUCAUGGGGGCUGGCUUCCUCCUCACCUAUGGCCUCACCUGGAUCUACUACACCAGGUGUGGAGGCCACUAGGCAGCAGGGCUGAGAGGUGUGGCUGAGUCUCCCUCCUCCUCAAGACGGGAAUCAUGUGAGGCUGGGGAGCCCAGAGGACAGACGUGGGGACAUCAUUGUCAGCUUCUUCCUGGAAACACUAGACUCAAACCCUGUCUCAUCUGUACCCACGAGGUUUUAAUUUGUGGAGGUGACUGUGUGACGACACGAUGAGUCAAUACCAUUGAAAGGAGACUUUAUCGCUUACCUUUUUCAAGAGUGGCUGGCACAUCAUGCUGGGCAGGGCCAAAGGGGAAGCACCAGGGUUUGCUCAAGAAGCAGCAGCUGCUGGGAGGAGGCCUUAAUUGGGGUUUCCAUGGGAAAGGCUAGGCUGGGCAGGGAAAGUUCUUUAGGAUCUGCUCAUUUGAACAAAUCUGGUGGGUUUUGGGCUUCAGGUGUGAUGUUUCGUAGUCUGUUCCCUGUUGGUGGGUGACUUAGGUUAAGGGAAAUAGUGGCUUGGUGAGAGAGGGGUAGGUAAAGGGGGUGGUUGGGAUUAUGGGGCUAAGGAUUGAUUGGUUCGCAUUGGAAAGGUGAGGUCCUGGCAGAGCCCUUUUCUGUCUCUAAGAACUGGCUGACCUUAGGAGGCGGUGUCCUUUUCAGGCCAGCAAGGUUUUUAAGAUGUUCAGAUAUCAUCAGAUACAGUAAAUAAAGCAUGGUUAUUGAUU
Messenger RNA from Hippopotamus amphibius kiboko, 1868 nucleotides. RefSeq names its product sialic acid-binding Ig-like lectin 14. Gene Ontology annotation, cellular component: plasma membrane. Gene Ontology annotation, biological process: cell adhesion. The record is from RefSeq and is a predicted model, not a curated record. The coding region runs from base 37 to 1185 and encodes 382 amino acids. Gene Ontology annotation, molecular function: sialic acid binding. NCBI's taxonomy places the organism in Eukaryota, Metazoa, Chordata, Mammalia, Artiodactyla, Hippopotamidae. The transcript is spliced from 7 exons.